Messenger RNA from Drosophila montana, 3588 nucleotides. RefSeq lists its product as uncharacterized. NCBI's taxonomy places the organism in Eukaryota, Metazoa, Arthropoda, Insecta, Diptera, Drosophilidae. The transcript has 5 exons. Bases 1727 to 3400 code for a protein of 557 amino acids. The record is from RefSeq and is a predicted model, not a curated record.
GUUUCAUUAAUUAUUUCGAUGUCGUAAACUGUGUGUGUGGCGAGCGCUGCUCAUGUUAAAUCAAUUAAUUGCCAUUCGAUUUGGCUGAUGUGGCAAAUUUUUGCACGUCGUUGUCAAUCUUUUGGGUGCCGGUGCCCAUGAGAGACUUUUAUCUGUAUCUGUAACUGUAACUGUAUCUGUAUCUGUGGCUGUGGUUGUGACAGUCGAUGGCAACGGCAUGCUGGAAAUGGGUUUUAGUUUGGCCGUCAAGGCGAAAACCUGCUACAACAACAACAGCAACAGCGCAACGACAGCAACAACAACAACAAUCACAAUAACAACAUGAAGAACACAGUUUUGUAAGACUUGAGCCGCAAGGCAGAAAAGCCCACGUUCAGCGAAUAAUUGAAAAAUGUGAAGAAGGAAAACGGAUUAAUAAUAAAAGCAAAAAACAACUAGAGAGAUGCAACCAAGCAACCCAUAAUAUUUGCCCGAAUAUGGAAUUCAGCUCGAAUAAUAUCAGCCAUGUACCUUAUGAAAAGCACAUGCAAGGAUAAGCUAGUUAAGUACUUUGUGAGUACAUCGUAAUCCUCAUGUAAAAUUUUAAUUAACAGUAUUGAAAAUUCAAGCGAAACCUCUUAUUUAUAAAUAUUGCUUAGUGGUGCCAGCUCCGAUACUUUAUCAGCCUUUUACGAAUAUAACAGAUGCAACCUGCUUGUAAAUAUUUUUGUAAUAUAAACUUGAAGAAGUAAACUCUGAAAGUUGUCGAUAUAUAUAUAUACAUAUACAUAUAUAUUUAUUAUUUGUGCUAAGGAUUUACUUAUUGAGACUUACAUCUAAAGACCGAGGUUACACUUGUUUUUAAAAGCGCAAUAACAGUCUGCAAACCAACCAAAAGAAAAGGAUUCUGUUUGUGAUAUUUAAUUAAAUAAUUUACCUGUAAUAAAUUAGACUUUCUUAGACCCGAAUUGAUUUAGCUCAACAUCCGUCUUUCUGUGCCUGCCUACUCAGUAAAAUGUCGCUAAGCCUUGAAAUUUGAUGUGUAAUUAUAUUUCCCAUAAGUCGUUCAUUACCGGCAAAAUUGGCACUUCCCACACAAAAAUUACAUACUUAUGAGGAGAUUAGGUGUGGAAGCCUUUGGCAUUCCUCAAUAUAUAUAUAACAGUAGGUAUAUGUAGUCAGAUAUAUGCAUCUAAAGUUUUGUUUUGUUAUUGUAUUAUUAUUGAUGACUUUUUACUUUGUGCUACCAUCUUUGGGCACAUUAACGACGGGCUCGUUAAGUUUGAUUGGCGCUCGUGUCUUUUUGUUUUGACCAUUUCAAACGGAUGUCUGCAAUGUGGCCAAAAUGUUGUGAAUGCGUGUUGUCAUUAGUUGUCCGCCGGCGGCAUGUCAAAUGGCAAAUGAUUUGUGGAUUCGGCACUGGCUGCGACAAGUGAAGUUGACCGAGGAUGGCCAUAGAUACGGGUGUUGGAGUGGUAUCGUCUAGGGAGUACUAACAGCAAUUAGUUUUUACAUAACCUGGCCCAAUAAAUGCUGCCCCGGCGCAUCGUGAUCAAGGAAAGUUGUCACAAUCGAUACAACAAAAUCGUGUGCCUUAAACGCAUAGAAAGUAAAGUUUUGGGCCACUUAAUAAAAUGGAAUUCUACAUGAGGCAUUUGGGUCAGCCGAAAUCACGAUUAUCGAUUAUGCGGCUUUAGCUUAUAAAAGCUCUCCCACAUAUGGUUGGAUCAGUCAGUGAUUGCACAGAAUGUCGACCAAUUGGACGUACUUGCUAAUUGUCAGCUCUACUCUUCUGCUGCUUGAACGAGCCUUCGCGGAUGUGGCUCAUUUCUUUGCGGCACCCUCCGAAUUUGGCAGCUAUCUGCAGGGACAAACGCCCUUUCAGCUGGCCUUUGCGCCACCUGCUCUAUAUGGACCACCAGCUGGCAGUCCUGUGACACCCGCACCUGUGGCACCCGUAGCGCCUGCUACCACGGAGUUUAGUCUGCCAGAGAUCAUUGAGAACCGCAGCGUUAAGGGUUCAAGCCAGGGACAUGGCAAUUUUAUUCCCCUGAGCCAGCAUUACCUUCCACCCAGCAAUGAGGAGCGACCCAGCUAUGAAAUCCCUAAGCCAAGCCAUGAGUUCGAGGGCUACUAUUAUCCACAGCCCAGUGCCAGCAGCACCACGCGCAUUCCCUCGACAACAACAACAACGCCACGCCCCAUCAUUGUGCAGGAGCCCGGAGACGAUAAUGAUGUUGAGCCCUUGCCCUCACCUGGCUAUGAUUAUAAUGCGCCACCGCAGCGCCCCUCAACGCCAGCGCCCGUUUACCUGCCGCCAGCGGAGAACAGUCCGCAACAGCAACAGCUGCGCCUGCGCCUCAAGGAUAUGCGCUGCCUGCAGUCGGGCUACUUUCGUGCAGUGUUGAAACUGGACAGUUUUCUGGGUGCCUCGCCAGUGCUGGAUAACGACGACGAGGAAGGGCAAGACAAGCAUUGCGAGCUGAAGCUGUCGCGCAGUUUUCUGCUCUUGGACAUUGCGGGCGCAGACUUUGAGCGCUGCGGAGUGCGCACUUGUGGUCAGGAUUUGUGUCUACGUCUGCGUUUUCCGGCCAUACGCGGCCUCCGCACUGGCGGCGACUCCAUUCUGACGCUGCACUGCAAGACGCAGGAGCGGGUGGCGGUCAAGACACAUGCACUUAAAAUGGGCGUGGCUAACGAUGUGCAGGCGCGCAGUGUUGGCAGCUAUGCCCAUGGUGGCAAUCAGAAUGCCUUUCGCACCCACGUGGAGCUAUUGAGACGGGGCACCAAUGGCUAUACGCGACAACUGGAGAGCAAUGGCGCGGUACAGCUGGGCGAGGAGCUGUUACUGCGCGCACAUGUCCUGGCAGGCGAUGGCUGGAACUACACCAAGCUAAGUGACGUGCAGCUUCAACGCAUCUCAGCUGCUGGCGAGCUUUUGAAUAGCGCCCAGCUGAUCACCUCACGCGGCUGUCUCAAUCCCGCCAUGCAGACCAUCUGCGCGCAUGCGCCCAGCCCUGAGCUGCCGUUGGGCCAGCGACUGCAGUUUCGAGCCAUCAUGUUUCCGGGCAUGCACAGCGGUGAUGUGCUGGUCAUGUCCAUGCGCAUUACGGCCUGUCUGGAGCGCGAAGAUUGCCAGCUUACGGCGCAGGAUUGCCAACCAGGUGUAGCACAGAGACGACGACGGGAUACUCGGCUGGGUGCCCAUGGCAAUGGGACAGAGGCAUCGGAAUUGUCUCACAUCACCUUCAGGGUGAUUAUGUCGCACAUGGAGCAGCAGGAGCAGCCAGCAGUUGUCACCGAUUUGACCAAUGCGAAUGUGGCUGAAAGAACCAAGUCAUUGGCCUUGUUUGGCAGCGUGGGUUUUGUGGUCCUGCUGCUGGGUGUGGCCGUAAUGACGCUUUAUAAGAUGGGCAAAUAGCUCGCAUGAGAUAGGGAUGGAAGCAGGGGCAGUGCAGGUCAGAUAAGGGACUGUAGCUUUUUCUACUCCUAAAAGAAAACAUUGAGUUCUGUUUAUAUUAUAAUAGCAUUACUUAAAUAAAUUGAACAAGGCUUUUCUGGACAACUUCUGGAUUUGAAGUGGUUUACUAAAAGUGUUCACGUUUCGUA